AGAUUCAACAGAGAAAGUUUUACGGGAUUCAAAAACAUCUUUUUAAACCUGUUUUAAAGAAAAUUUAAGAGUAUUUUAAUCGUUAAACGUUGACCAAAGCAAAGCAUCACAUCACACGAUGGCAGGCAAUCCCGCGGAGGAAACAUUCGACCAGGCAGAGUACGACGACGAAGACCUGGGCGAAGUCCAGAUCGAAUCCACGGCCGGACGCAAGCGCCUGUUCAGCAAGGAGCUGCGCUGCAUGAUGUACGGCUUCGGGGACGACCAGAAUCCGUACACGGAGAGUGUGGACCUGCUGGAGGAUUUGGUGAUCGAGUUCAUCACCGAGAUGACCCACCGGGCGAUGGAGAUUGGGCGUACCGGGCGCGUCCAGGUCGAGGACAUCAUCUUUCUGGUGCGAAAGGACGCACGCAAGUACUCGCGCGUGAAGGACCUGCUGACGAUGAACGAGGAGCUGAAGCGGGCCCGGAAGGCGUUCGACGAGAUUAAGUACGUCGGGGCGGAGGCGAAGAUUAAGGAGAAGUAAGGGGGAUUAAUAUAGGGACUGGC
Molecule: messenger RNA, 549 nt
Organism: Culex pipiens pallens (northern house mosquito)
Lineage: Eukaryota; Metazoa; Arthropoda; Insecta; Diptera; Culicidae
Gene: Taf13
Product: transcription initiation factor TFIID subunit 13
Exons: 2
Coding region: 119-526 (135 amino acids)
Biological process (GO): transcription by RNA polymerase II
Cellular component (GO): transcription factor TFIID complex
Molecular function (GO): protein heterodimerization activity
Source: RefSeq, a predicted model, not a curated record